AUGACAAAAGCCGUUACCACUAUCUGGUUAGAUCAAACACAAAUACGUGAUAGACAAUGUCAUAUUUCUUUUUGCACAAUUGAUCCAUACCUAAUUACAUAUCGAGACACACAAAAAUGCAUUGAUUAUAUUACCGGUUUGAAACCAGAUGAGGAUCGUGUAAUUAUGAUUAUUUCCAUCAAUCAACUGUUAUCUUCUACUGACACAUUGAUACAACAAUAUGUAAACUUGUCACAGAUUGAAUCAAUAUACAUUUUAUGUAACUCGACUGAGAUUGACGUUGAAAUAUAUGACAAACUAAGUAAAGUACGUGGAAUAUACACUGAACUAUAUUCAUUAUGUAAGGAGUUUACCUCAUUACCUUAUAUAAAACGUCAGCGUCGAGAAGAUUUUCAACGCAUGGAUUUUAUCAUUACUUCAUUAGAGAAGCUAUCUAACACCGCUACAACAACAACAACGACGCGACUGUCGCAAUGCCAGCAAUCCUUAAACGCAUCGACCAUAGAUCGAAAACUGACUGAACUCGAAUUUCUAUAUUCAAAAAUUCUUCGAGACGUUCUAUUGGAAGAUGUGAACUCAACACGAAGUGAAAUGGUUACCUUCUGUCGACAAAUAUAUGCUGAUAGUCCACCAGAAUUGAAUCAUGUGGAAGAAUUUGAAGAAUAUUAUACAUCUGAAAAUGCAAUAUUUUGGUAUACACGUGAUAUAUUUCUCUAUCGUCUAUUAAACAGAUCUCUCAGAGAUCGAGACAUCAAAACGCUCUACUCUCUAAGAUAUUAUAUUAAAGAUCUUGAUUUAAGACUGAAAGAACUUUGUAGUUCUCAAUCGUUGUUUUCUUCAACGUCUUCCAGAGAAUAUACAAUUUAUCGAGGACAGUUAAUGAACGAUGCAGAAUUUGACAAGAAAAUACGAAAUAACAUUGAUGGUUUCUUCUCUAUAAAUAGUUUUCUAUCAACUACUCGAGAUCGGUAUUUGGCACUUUUAUAUUCUGGUAAUAGUGACUCGAAUAGAAUAUCGGAAGAACAAUGUGUUUUAUUUGAAAUUCCUCUUGAGAUUGGUAUAGAUGGAUUUGCUUAUGCGGAUAUUUCGAAUGAAAGUACAUUUGGUCCCUAUGAAAAAGAAGUACUCUUUAGUAUGGGCGUGAUCUUUCGUAUAGCCUCUAUUAUACGAGAUAACAAUGAACAUGUUUGGAUUGUUCAAUUGAAAUUAACUAAUGAAGAAGAUCAGCAUUUACAAAAAAUUAAACCAACAAUAAAGAAUGAUAUAACAAAACCAUACAAACCUUUGAUAAAAUUAAUAAGAGUAAUGUGCAGAAUGCAAUAUUUGAAAGAAGCAGAAUAUUUUUCACUAUUAGCUCUACAAGACGAAUCAAUUACUUCUGAUAUUGAUUUACUAUCGAUAACUUGUUAUCAACUUGGAGUUAUAUAUAAAAGCACUGGAAAGAGUGAUGAAGCAAUGAAAUAUUUCAAAACAACGUUAAGUCUGGAAUAUCCAUAUCCAUCGUUAUCAAAUUUAUACACCAAUUUAGGAACUGUACAUGAAGAUAUCGGCGAGUUGGAUUCUGCAUACACAUAUCAUAACUUAGCAUUAGAAGCGCUCUCAGAUGCUGAGACAAUAAAUCAAGCUGAUCUAGCAAUAAAAUAUAGUAAUAUUGCUUCUAUAUGCCGUAAAAAAGAAUAUUAUUUACAAUCAUUAGAAAAUUAUACAAAUUGUUUGAAAAUUGAAUUAGAAAUAUUUUCUUACGAUAUAAAAUUAUUCAUUACGAAAAAUAAUAUAGGCGUUGUGUACAUUCUUCUAGAGAAUUACAUUAAAGCAAUCGAACAUUUUCAAGGAACAAUUGAAAUUAGUAAUAAAUUAUGUGAAAAUCCAAAUAUUAAUAUAUAUUUAGCAAUCAACUAUUGGAAUUUGGCUUGCGCCUUUUAUCAACAAAGACAACUAGCGGAUGCUCUUGAAUACUUACAAGAAUGCAAGAAUAUUGCGAGUCACGGCUUAAAUAUUGUACGUCAUAGUCGAAAUGCGGAGCUAUGUAAAACCUGGAUUCAACGUAUUAAAGAUGAGAUGACAACAGACGUACAUCAGAUACCAAAAAUAUAUGGACCUGAUCCAUGGUUAAAGAAACAUGAUUAUGACAUGAAUCUUAUGCUUGAAUAA
Messenger RNA from Didymodactylos carnosus, 2151 nucleotides. Lineage: Eukaryota; Metazoa; Rotifera; Eurotatoria; Philodinida; Philodinidae. The record is from the annotation of a GenBank genome assembly.